Molecule: messenger RNA, 963 nt
Organism: Truncatella angustata
Lineage: Eukaryota; Fungi; Ascomycota; Sordariomycetes; Amphisphaeriales; Sporocadaceae
Product: putative quinate dehydrogenase
Exons: 2
Coding region: 1-963 (320 amino acids)
Biological process (GO): shikimate metabolic process; chorismate biosynthetic process
Molecular function (GO): shikimate 3-dehydrogenase (NADP+) activity
Source: RefSeq, a predicted model, not a curated record
AUGACAACGCAAACAGAGACACAGACGGUGGCGAUGCCUACCACUCUUUCGUCCCGGCCGCAGCUGGAUAAGCACGGAUACCUUUUUGGCCUCAAGAUCCAAGCCUCCAUGUCCCCCUUAUUACACAAGACAAUCUACCAAGAGCUUGGUCUGAACUGGGAACAACACUUGUUCGAGUCUGCCAACAUUUCAGAGUUCCUGCAAUUGAUCAAGGCUCCCGACUUCUAUGGCGCCUCGGUGACAAUGCCUAACAAAGUUGCCAUCAUGACGCAUCUGGACGAAGUGACAGAAGAGUGCCGCGAAGUAGGCGCCUGCAACACCGUCUUCUUCCGCGAGGAGAAUGGCAAGCGCGUCUUCUGCGGGACCAACACGGACGUGAUUGGGAUACGGGAAUCCUUCUACCAGAACGUGACCAAUCCUGACGCUGUCUUCCACAACAAGCCGGCCAUGGUCAUCGGAGGCGGUGGUGCCGCCCGCAGCGCCGUUUAUGCUCUGCAGAAGUGGAUGCGCGCGACCAAGAUCUAUCUCGUGAACCGUGACGCCACCGAGGUCCAAGCUGUCAUCGACGAGUGCGUAGCUCGUGGGUAUGGAGACAAGCUGGUGCACGUGGCGACCGUGGCCGAAGCCGAGGCUCUUGAGUCUCCCGGUGCCAUCGUUGCGUGUGUGCCGGAUUUCCCGCCCAAGACUGAGGAGGAGAUCGUUGCCCGGGCUAUCAUCGAGACCUUCUUCAACAAGGAAAGGAAAGGUAGCAUAUUGGAGAUGUGCUACAACCCCAACCCUUACACGGAGAUUGGUGACCUCGCGGAGAAGGCCGGCUGGCAGGUGAUCCUCGGCACAGAGGCUCUGAUUUGGCAGGGUCUCGAGCAAGACAGGUACUGGACAGGAUUGCCGUUUGAUAAACUGCCGGUAGAGAAGGCCAAGGAGGUCAUUGCCGCGCGUCUGGCGCAGAUUCAGAAGUCGUAA